Messenger RNA from Pan troglodytes (chimpanzee), 1178 nucleotides. RefSeq names its product mitochondrial ribosomal protein L15 (gene MRPL15). Bases 106 to 996 code for a protein of 296 amino acids. The record is from RefSeq and is a predicted model, not a curated record. Gene Ontology annotation, molecular function: structural constituent of ribosome. Gene Ontology annotation, cellular component: mitochondrial large ribosomal subunit. Lineage: Eukaryota; Metazoa; Chordata; Mammalia; Primates; Hominidae. The transcript is spliced from 5 exons. Gene Ontology annotation, biological process: translation.
GCUGCAGCGCGACAGGGGCGGGGCCACGGCCACAAAGCAGCCCCCGAGACCACGUGGCCUCCGAGCACCUCAGGGCGCCCUUGAAAGUUCUUGGAUCUGCGGGUUAUGGCCGGUCCCUUGCAGGGCGGUGGGGCCCGGGCCCUGGACCUACUCCGGGGCCUGCCGCGUGUGAGCCUGGCCAACUUAAAGCCGAAUCCCGGCUCCAAGAAACCGGAGAGAAGACCAAGAGGUCGGAGAAGAGGUAGAAAAUGUGGCAGAGGCCAUAAAGGAGAAAGGCAAAGAGGAACCCGGCCCCGCUUGGGCUUUGAGGGAGGCCAGACUCCAUUUUACAUCCGAAUCCCAAAAUACGGGUUUAACGAAGGACAUAGUUUCAGACGCCAGUAUAAGCCUUUGAGUCUCAAUAGACUGCAGUAUCUUAUUGAUUUGGGUCGUGUUGAUCCUAGUCAACCUAUUGACUUAACCCAGCUUGUCAAUGGGAGAGGUGUGACCAUCCAGCCACUUAAAAGGGAUUAUGGUGUCCAGCUGGUUGAGGAGGGUGCUGACACCUUUACGGCAAAAGUUAAUAUUGAAGUACAGUUGGCUUCAGAACUAGCUAUUGCUGCCAUUGAAAAAAAUGGUGGUGUUGUUACUACAGCCUUCUAUGAUCCAAGAAGUCUGGACAUUGUAUGCAAACCUGUUCCAUUCUUUCUUCGUGGACAACCCAUUCCAAAAAGAAUGCUUCCACCAGAAGAACUGGUACCAUAUUACACUGAUGCAAAGAACCGUGGGUACCUGGCGGAUCCUGCCAAAUUUCCUGAAGCACGACUUGAACUCGCCAGGAAGUAUGGUUAUAUCUUACCUGAUAUCACUAAAGAUGAACUCUUCAAAAUGCUGUGUACUAGGAAGGAUCCAAGGCAGAUUUUCUUUGGUCUUGCUCCAGGAUGGGUGGUGAAUAUGGCCGAUAAGAAAAUCCUAAAACCUACAGAUGAAAAUCUCCUUAAGUAUUAUACCUCAUGAAUUCCCGCCCAAGGAAGCAGAGUUGUUAAAGAGUACUGGAAUAGGGGCUGAAGGAUCUAUAUUCCCUCAUUGCAUUUUCCUUAUGUAUAAUUUUCCAGAUGGUGAUGUUACUUUUCAGUGUACUCAUAUGUCUCAUUUUCAUCUAAAAUUAAAUGGCAGGAAACAAGGACUGCAUAGAGAAA